Molecule: messenger RNA, 552 nt
Organism: Macrosiphum euphorbiae (potato aphid)
Lineage: Eukaryota; Metazoa; Arthropoda; Insecta; Hemiptera; Aphididae
Source: the annotation of a GenBank genome assembly
AUGGAUCAGUUCCGUUGUAUGCUGAACAAGCGCGGGCACACGAUCAAACGGAAUUAUCGGAAAGCCAACCAGGUGCCACCCGGAAACAAAACUCGUCCAUAUCUCGUAGUGUUAGAUGACGUCCAUGGCAGCAAAUCGACGGCCCUCGACGUUGUACCAGCGGAGGUGGUAGUGGCAGCGGUAGACGUCCAUGGCAACAGAUCGACGGACCUCGACGUUGUACCGGCGGAGGUGGUAGUGGCAGCGGCAGUCAGAUCACGUUCCAGAGGACUAGGGAAGACUUCGAGACGCCGAUCGUUGGCCGUCAUCGCAUCGGCAGAAGGCGACAGUUCGAGUCGGACCCUGUGCAUCAAGCCCACCAAAACGCAACUGUUGCGGCGAACGUUUAACCUAAACAAAUUGUCCGUCCACAAGCGUAGUCCAGCAAAUGCCAAGACGACUGCCAUACGUACCAGCAGACAGUCCGAACGCUCGCAGACGGCCGAUUCUGAAGCCGAGAACCAUUUGCGGCCGACGUUAUCGUUCAAAACGACCAGACCGUCGUGGAAGUAA